Messenger RNA from Parnassius apollo (apollo), 1404 nucleotides. Lineage: Eukaryota; Metazoa; Arthropoda; Insecta; Lepidoptera; Papilionidae. The record is from the annotation of a GenBank genome assembly.
AUGUCGAAUGCUGAGAGACAAAGAAAAUACCGUGAAAAAAUAAAACAAAAUGCAGAAAAAUACGAGGAGAAAAAGAAGAAGCAUAGAGAAUACAUGAAAGCUGCUAGAAGACCAAUUGCAGAACUGGCUGAAAAAGAAAAGGAAAAAAAGCGACGAGAAUGGAGACUUGCCAAAAAAAAAGAAGGUGGUGUAACAAAACCAAAGAACAACAAGUGUUGUGCAUUAAAUGCACGAUUAUGUGAAAAAUUGAAGAAGCGAAUAACAGAUCAAAAGAAAGUUAUAGAUAAUAUAUUGCUGAAGAAACAUGCUUUACAAAAAAACCUAUAUAGACAUAAAAUUAAAAUUGAAGAGCUGCGCAAAUUGAUCUCAAAUUCAGAACGAACGGAAAACAAAUCUUUAAUAAACUCAUCAGAGAAUAAAACCAACAGUGAAUCUGUACCUACAGACAUUAAUGCACCAACUACCUCAUCCGGACUGACCACAAAUGACAAAUCUGAAAAUGAAGAUUUACGUGAAAAAACUCCCAUGUCUAAGACAUUAUCCUUUAUAAAUGAAAAUAUUCCAUCCAUAUCCACUCCUGAAAAAAAUAAAGUUAAAAAACAGAUCCUACAGCUGAAUGUGAUCAGUGCUUCGUUACAGACAUCGUAUGAAAAACAUAACAAUAAAUCAAAACAGAUCCUAAAAGACAUUGUUUCAUCCGAAGCAAUAGAAAAAUAUAAUCUGAAAACUGAUAUUUCGAAAUCAUUGGGACUGAAAGGGAGAGUAAGAAAAUUUAAGAAAAAGGAAAGGACAUACAAAGAAGCUAAAGAAAUACGUAUUUUUUUCAACAGGGAUGAUAACACUAGAAUGACAGCUGGCAAGAAAGAAUGUGUUGGUAGAGGUAAUGAUAAAUUACAGAAGCGAUUCUUGCUUACUUCAUUGAAGAAACUUUACACAAAAUAUGUAAGCGAGGGAGGAAAAGUCUCAUUUUCAACUUUCAGAAGAAAUAGGCCAAGAAAUGUGGUACGGCCAAAGUUGAGUGAUAGAAACACCGUUGCAUGUAUAAAGCACAGUAAUUUAGCCUUCAAAGUUGCUCAUUUAAAGAAAAUUGGCGUUAUAGGUACUUCCGAUUUGCAAGAAUUACUUGCAUCGAGUGUGUGCAGCGUUGAAUCGUACGACUGUAUGUAUUUAAAUUGUGAAAAGUGUAAAGACAACAAUCCUGAAAUGAAUUUGACAGAUAUUAUAAACAAUACAGAAUGCACAUGGAUACAGUGGACUAGAAAGGAAUUUACGUUUGAGAAGGGAAUAGGAAGAAAAAUUACUACUACAAAGAAAUAUGUUAAAGAAAGUAUUAAGGGUACAUUUUCAGAACUCAAAAAAAUGUUUUUAGCUGAUACUACGUGCAUUCCGGCAGCAUUUCUUUAA